AUGAUAUCGCGGUGUCGUGCUAAGAGCUGGAUCAUCCAACUCAAAGAAGAAAAUGGGUUUGUCACUCCGACCAAUCAACGAGGUUUGAAAGGGAAUAUCAUAAUAUUUCCUCAGAAGGUAUCUUCAGUAAUCAAAACGCUUCCGCCCUCGUUAGAGGAACUAUCUCAGCCCAUUUGUGUAAUCUUUGUUGGUUCUUCGCGCCCCAGUGAUGAAUGGCUUAGAAAACAAGCACGACCGUUGACCGUUCGGCCUGCCAAAGUACGGGCGGCUUUGAUGUGGCUAAAAAUGCACAACAAAUGGUACAAGGACAUCGAAAUAAAUGAUGACCUGUUACAUUCACUCCCAGAUGAAUUUUCGCUACCUGUUCAUGUUGAGCAUGUCGUACCCGACGAUACGAACGAAGCUCUAACUUCCGGUUACGAUCGAACUUCGAUAAAUCCUGAUGAGUUACAGGGAACCGGUCCAUCGUUUGAAAGCGUCGUGAUUGCAGAUGUCGACGGAAAUGCUACUGUCAAUGAACUUCGCGCGGCCGCUAUGCGUCACAUUAAAAAAGGCGGUUCUUAUGCUGAAAUCCCGCAUGAAGUGAAUCCUGUUAACGAAUUUUUCAAUCCAUCAAUGUUCCCGAUGAUAUACCCUACUUUGUUUCCUUUUGGUAUCGGAGGGUUUGAAGACCAUCAUCGGGCGUGCCCGUUGUCAAUGAAAAGGCACGUCAAGCAUUUG
Molecule: messenger RNA, 720 nt
Organism: Lentinula edodes (shiitake mushroom)
Lineage: Eukaryota; Fungi; Basidiomycota; Agaricomycetes; Agaricales; Omphalotaceae
Exons: 1
Source: RefSeq, a predicted model, not a curated record